GCCUGCCCUGCGACUGCAACACAACGUCAAAGAAACCACCAAGGCUGUGUGUUUGUUGUACCCACCCCGACAACAACCACCUAAUUCCACUUCCACUUCCGUCUUCCACUUCUCCCUUCUCUCCUUUACAACGAGCAGCUCAACCACAACAUACUUUCUCUUUUCUGUAUCGCAACCAUCACCUCUACCCGCGACUCAGCCCAUUGACCGUCAUAACUGUCAACUACCUUUCAGAAGUACUCUUAGCUGUCAACCAGGUGCAAACGGCGCCGCCGACCAGCAAUUCACAAUGUCGGACUACAAUAGCAUGAAGGUCCCCGAGCUCAAGAAGCUUCUCAACGAGCGCUCUUUGCCCCAGACCGGUAACAAGGCCGACUUGAUCGCUCGUCUUCAGGAGCACGACAACAAGCAGGCGAAGCCCGCCGAUGCCCCAGCUGCCACCACCAAGAAGGACGGCGAGGCCGAGGAUGAAAUUGACUACGAGGAUGAUGACUUCCCCGCUGGCGACAAGAAGGCUACCACCGAGACCACAGAAGAAAAGGCCCCUGCCGCCGGCGCCGCCGCCGAGACCGCUACAGAGUCAGAGCCCAAGGCCCCAGUAGAAUCCGAGGAGAAGAAGACAACAGAAGCCGCCCCCGUUGCCGGUGCUAGCACAGAACAACCCGCCGCUUCUUCCACCGAGGGAGAGGAGGCCGCCGCCAAGGACACUACCGCCACCGCUACUACUGCCGAAGAGCCCAGCAAAGCAGAGGAGCAGAAGCCCGCCGAGCCUCUCUUCUCCCAACACCUCCCCCCCACAGACGCCAAGUCCGAGGCCGAGAAGCGCGCCGCCCGCGCCGCCCGCUUCGGCAUCACAACAGACGAGAAGUCCGAGGAGGCCCAGAAGGCUGCGCGCGCCGCCCGCUUCGGCCUGGCUAACGACCAGGUGUCAGCUCUCGACAGCGCGUUGCCCGAUAGGCCGCGCAAGCGUGGUCGCGGCGGUAAGGAGGAGGGUGUUGCUGGUGAGGAAGGUGGCAGUGAGAGAGCAGCUAAGCAGCAGAAGACUACUGCUGCUGCUCCUCAAGAGAACAAAGGCGGCAACCAGAGGCAAGGUGGUGGUGCUGGUGCUGGUGCUGGUGGUGGAAGGAACAGGCAUGGGAGGAAUAGGAACAACAACAACCGUGGUGGCCAAAGUCAAAACAACAACAGGCAACAAGGGAAUCAGCCCAAGCAACAGCAGCAACAACAGAAAAAGCCUGCUGCUGCUCUUGACCCAGCGGAAAAGGCCAAGUUGGAGGCUAGAGCGAAGCGCUUUGCUGCUGCGUCCUCUUAGGGCUUUGGUGACCAUCAGCUAGGGGGAUAAUAAUAGCUUCGGAUAGCGUGAUAGCGUGGUCAACCUGUAACUCAAUAUUUUUCUCGCUCUCUUCUAUCUUAGCUCUUCUUUCUAACGAGUAGUAAAAGUUUGGAUGCAGGGGUGGUUUGAUCCCUUAUGAUCUAUGUACAGCGAAGAGAGGGACUUUGGAAGAGAUGAACUAAGAGAAGUCAUGACAAGAGUCCGGCUCAGCUUAGUUUAACUUUCCAAAACUUGCUUGCUUGCUUGCUUGCUUCCCAUCAGAGUGUACGUUUGGCGUUUCGGGUGGCGGACAGGAAGAGGAAGAGGAUAUGGCUGGUUAAGAUAGGUUAAGGGAAGGUCUUUGUAUCUAGUGAUUUGCGUUCGCUAUAUCUACCUACAUUUAUAUUAGCUGAACUGUUCGUUCAAUAUGAUAACAUGUCAUGUUCAUACGCGGUUUCUCAUGCCUUAGUGAUGUCCUAGCGCAUUCUUC
Neurospora tetraspora is the source of this 1802-nucleotide messenger RNA. RefSeq lists its product as uncharacterized. Gene Ontology annotation, biological process: poly(A)+ mRNA export from nucleus. The record is from RefSeq and is a predicted model, not a curated record. Bases 290 to 1312 code for a protein of 340 amino acids. Gene Ontology annotation, cellular component: nucleus. The transcript has 2 exons. NCBI's taxonomy places the organism in Eukaryota, Fungi, Ascomycota, Sordariomycetes, Sordariales, Sordariaceae.